GCGCUCCGUUGCCCGGCAACGGGCGGGCGUGGGGACGGCGGCGCGCGCGGCUCCAGCGAGCCGCGGUGGGUGCGGGCCGGGGGCGCAGGCCGGGCCCUCGCGGGGACCCCCGCCCCGGGCUGCUCUCAGCCCCGCGCCCGCGCCCCGUGCAGCCCCGGGCGGCUCCGACAUGCAGGGCCAGCGGCAGCGGGGCGCCGCGCCCGGCCAGGCGACCCCUCCCCGCGGGAGCCCGAGCGACCCCGCCGCGGGAGCAGGCGACGUCUCCCUGCGCCCGGCUUCUGAAGAGCGCGGCGCGAGCAGGGCGCCCCGGGGGCGGGCAGGGGCAGGCGCGCAGCGGCUCUCCGGGGAGCGCCUCUCCCGGGCGCGCGAGGGCCCUUCCCCCUGCCCGGCCGGAGGCCCGGACCCCGCGGAGCCCGGCAGCGCCUGGGGGGAGUUUGAAGGCUUUCGGGACGCUUCGGUCCAGUCUGAGCAGUUCUCCCCAAGCUUUGAGCGCCCGGAGAGACCCCCGCGUCCUCAGCGGCAGACAGUGGCUUCUACCCAAAAGGAGCGCGGUGCUCGCCAGCCUGCCCAGCGCGGGCCUGGGGUGCCAGGAGCCGCGGGCAGCGCACCUCGUGAGGACACACCAGUCCCCCAGGCAACUGAGGGCGUCUCCCCCUUGAACCACAUCUUAGAAGCGCCCGGCUGGGAAUCUGGACGGCAGCUGUGCUCCGAGUCCCGCAGACUCUGGAGAGCCCUGCAGAGCACAGACGGCGCGUCGGCCUCUCGCUGCCUCUGGAGCGGGUCUCGCUGCCAGGAGAACCUGUUCCUUGUUCUCGGAAUAGAUGCUGCUCAGAAGAACCCUUCUGGAGACCUGGGUCACAUUUUGGAAUGUUCUGACCUCAAACUGUCUGAAGACCUGGGCGUGCCUGCCUUCUCUCUGCAGCCCUGCGGAGCCCUGAUUCAGACCAAGACUCAGGAGAAAGGAGCGCUGCCGCCGUCCAGGGCAGGCAGGGCACCACCAGGUGCUGGGAUGUGA
Lontra canadensis (Northern American river otter) is the source of this 1015-nucleotide messenger RNA. It is a transcript of the gene CLBA1, whose product is annotated as clathrin binding box of aftiphilin containing 1. Bases 170 to 1015 code for a protein of 281 amino acids. The record is from RefSeq and is a predicted model, not a curated record. Gene Ontology annotation, molecular function: clathrin binding. NCBI's taxonomy places the organism in Eukaryota, Metazoa, Chordata, Mammalia, Carnivora, Mustelidae. The transcript is spliced from 5 exons. Gene Ontology annotation, cellular component: AP-1 adaptor complex; trans-Golgi network membrane. Gene Ontology annotation, biological process: intracellular transport.